AUGGGUUUUGAAACAUUAGAAAAAAUUGAUCAAGAACUUAUCGAUAAUUCAGAAAAAUAUCAUGGAUUAUCUAAAUCAGAUAUUAGAUAUCAAGAAUGUUUAACUAUAUUACAUUUUCUUGGAAAAUAUUCUGGUUGUAUUCCAGAACACGGUGGUCGAAUAAUUCUACAAAUGUUUAAAUUUCCUAAUAAUUCAAUUCGAUAUCGUCUUCUUUUGAAUCAUGUGUUAAAAACAAUCAAGUCAGAUGAAUUUUGUUUAAAUGAAACAGGUGAAAAUAAUGAUGAAGUAUUUGAAAGACGGGUGGGAACAUUACAAGAUAUCCUUGAAUUUAUCGAUUAUAUUCAAAAACCUUUUAAAUUAUUAUCGAUUAAUGACAUUCCAAAAUUUAUCAAAGUAAAUCAAUCAAUGAUAAAUGAUCCUUGGAUUAAGAUUUAUAAUAUGUGUCAAACAGAUGAAGAGAAAGAUAGACUUUUUCAAGAAUCAUAUUUAGAAUUAAAAAUUGCAUUAAGUCUUGCAAGAUUACGUAAAAAUUUUUUUUACAAAAUUACUAAUGAAGAUGAGGAAAAAAUUCAUCAAAUAUCUUAUUUUGAAUUUAAAAUGAAAGAUCAUCUUGGACUUGUAUUUCAAAAUAUCAAUUAUGAUGAUUCAAAAGUUAAAAAUAGCUAUAAAAAUAUGACUACAGAUUAUAUUUUAAAUAUAAUUAUUAAUAGUGAUUAUCGAUUUGAAAUUGGAAAAGAAGAAUGUUAUAGUAAUUGUGAUGUAUUAAUUCAACAUGUAUUUAAAGAUUUAAAUAAUUCAUGUGAUGUUAUUCUAGAUAAAUAUUUUGAAAAAAAUAAGAUAAAUAUACUUUCUCCAGAUAGUGUAAAAACUUUAUUGUAUUCUUUAGGUUAUAUUGAAAAUGACACAAAAUAA
This is a messenger RNA of Scutellospora calospora, 912 nucleotides long. NCBI's taxonomy places the organism in Eukaryota, Fungi, Glomeromycota, Glomeromycetes, Diversisporales, Gigasporaceae. The record is from the annotation of a GenBank genome assembly.